This is a messenger RNA of Benincasa hispida (wax gourd), 1341 nucleotides long. Its product is annotated as molybdopterin biosynthesis MoaE family protein. Gene Ontology annotation, cellular component: molybdopterin synthase complex; cytosol. Lineage: Eukaryota; Viridiplantae; Streptophyta; Magnoliopsida; Cucurbitales; Cucurbitaceae. Gene Ontology annotation, molecular function: molybdopterin synthase activity. Gene Ontology annotation, biological process: Mo-molybdopterin cofactor biosynthetic process. The record is from RefSeq and is a predicted model, not a curated record.
GAAAAUUCAAAGAAAGGAUGUCAACGAAGAAUAAUGCAAUGGCCCAAGGCAGCCCGCUCCAUUGGCGCCCUUAUCUCAUUUGAGAUCGUAGCCCACACACACCGGAAAAAUCUCUGCGGGCCGGAUGACGGUGGAUUUCGGAUUCCAGUUCGCAGAAUCAUCUUCAUCUUCAUCACCGCUUAUUGCAUAUUAUUCUAGUUUUUUAUUCGAGCGCUAAAAUCCGCAAUCCGAACGCAGUUCAGGUAUCAUUUGGAUUCAAAGAACUGCAAAUCCUGGAUUUCAUGGACUGACGCUGAGAGUAGAGAAGAUGCCUUUUCUUUUCAUGAACUGAACACGAUCGGCUGAAGUUGAAAGAAAACGCAGCAGAUUUGGAGAAGAAUGGCUUCGGAGGAGAGAAUUCUUGUUGAAAUCUUGGAAGAGAACAUUCCAAUAGACAUGGCCAAAUACAUCACGUUCGUUAGUGCUCCCCAGGCCGGCGCUAUCUCUACAUUUUCAGGUACUACACGAGACAAUUUUGAAGGCAAGACGGUGGUGGAAUUGCGGUACGAAGCUUAUGUACCAAUGGCUAUUCGGAGCAUCAAAUCCAUCUGUUCAUCUGCUAGAUCAUCUUGGAACCUCCAUUCGAUUGCAGUUGUGCACCGCCUAGGUCCUGUUCCUGUGGGGGAGAUCAGCGUUUUCAUUGCUGUUUCAGCUGUUCAUCGUGCUGAUGCAAUGGAUUGUUGCCGUUUUGUGAUUGAUGAACUUAAGGCUUGUGUGCCAAUAUGGAAAAAGGAGGUUUAUGAUAAUGGAGAGGUUUGGAAGGAGAAUUCUGAGUUCAUGGACAGAAGAUUGGAGCUUGUGAAGAAGCAAGGAGAUCAAAAUGAAAAUGAAACUGAACUUGUAAGGCAUAGUAGGAAAAGCUGCUGUGGCUCAAAGGUUAAGGUGAUGAAUGAAGAAUCGUCUAGCUGCAUUAGUUCAGAUCAUGAAGAAGGCAACCGCCAUCACAAUGUUGAGAAGGAAAAUGAGGAAGCUCAAGUUCAAAGGAAUGGCAGGAAAAGCUGCUGUGGCUCAAAGGUUAAGCUGAAUGAAGAGGAAUCUAGACAGACGAUGCAUUAGCUGCUGUGGGGUUCUCUCGUUCAUUAGUAAGAGAAUUUCUUUUCUCUCAAUGCAUUUUUUUCUUUUCUGAGUCAAAAGUUUAUUGUUAUCCAUACAUUUUAAGGGCCACAAAGGGGAGGGGGGGAAAGAGAGGAGAGAACCCAAAAACCAAACCAAUCUUUGUUUUGAAGAAGGUUCAAAACUUCUCUCUUUCUCUCUCAAUGUUACAUUUUGAAUAAAUUUGGAGGAGUAUUUAAGUAUGAACAA